Strongylocentrotus purpuratus (purple sea urchin) is the source of this 1583-nucleotide messenger RNA. Its product is annotated as octopamine receptor beta-2R. The transcript is spliced from 3 exons. The record is from RefSeq and is a predicted model, not a curated record. Gene Ontology annotation, molecular function: G protein-coupled receptor activity. Bases 301 to 1521 code for a protein of 406 amino acids. Gene Ontology annotation, biological process: G protein-coupled receptor signaling pathway. Gene Ontology annotation, cellular component: membrane. Lineage: Eukaryota; Metazoa; Echinodermata; Echinoidea; Camarodonta; Strongylocentrotidae.
AGUAGCUCUCUACGCCUUAUCUAAAGAAUGAUCAAAUUGAUCAGGAUUACUGAUUUGAGAAGCACUUUAAAGUGAUGUUCGAUUUGAGUAUAGAAUAUUUGGAAGUAUCUUGAAUGUGUGAAAUACGAAGAGAAGGGGAUAUUUUCUAGGUAAAGUGCAUUUUCUUCUGACAUAAUUAUCUCGAAUAGGAUCACGAGUGUCGUCUAAUGUUGCCGAAGCCUUUUUGACGAAUAGAAUCAGUAGGCGAUUGGAGGGGAAGGCAAAGAGGUAGCAAACAGUGAUCCGCUGACAAGUAGUGCCAUGGGGACAGUACUCGUCAACACGACCACGGCAAUAAUCCUCGCCGGCGUCGAUUACGACCUUUCAUUCAACGAAACGCUGAAUGACACGAGCUACGGCGAUGCCUUCGAUGCCGAUGAUGGUGGUGGACAUCAUGAUUACGGCGAACGUUCCUUAUUCGAUAUGAUCGUGAUGUAUUUUAAACUCGUCAUCGAUGUCGCCGGCUUGCUCGGCAACGUCGUGGUCGUUCUCCUCGUCACGUUCUGCCACGACCUCCACAGCGCUGCCAACUACCACUUUCUAAACAUGGCCGUCGCCGACUUCAUUCUCCUGCUCGAGAACCUCGCAGGGAGAAUCAAUAACAUCGUUCACUUUGAUCUGUUCCGGACUUGGGAUUGCCUUCCACUCUAUCUUCAUACGGUAGUUGUCCAGACAUCGUCGCUGACCUUAGCUGCUCUGUCCAUUGACCGGUUCAAGCUCAUCGUCAGGCCAUUGAAGAACUUGCAUGACAGAUCCACGGCCAAGGUCUUCAUCUCACUCAUUGCGGUAUGGUUUGUUUCCUUCGCUCUGCACAUUCCAAGCCAGUUGUUCUCGGUCCAAAAUGGAUCUUACUGCAAGGUUAUCCUCCCCUGGGUCCAUGGGAAACUGGUCUAUGGCAUCUACAGUAACGUCGCCCUGUUCUACUUGCCCACCUCCAUCGUACUCUACUGCAAUCUCAGCAUCAUCGCGAAGAUCCGGCGAAGGAGGCCCGGUGUCAGCUACCUCGACCGCAACGCGCAACCUACCACGUCCCACGACACCACCGAAGAUGGCCAUGGUGGUACGUCAGCGGCGAUCGCCACCAGUAAGCCGGUAGUGACUCGGUCGCCCAAAGACGCCAAAUCCAGUCGACGUGCGCGUAGCUCGCGCAUUAUCGUUACGGUGGUGAUCGCGUACAUCGCCCUCAACCUGCCAUUCUACGCGUUCUACACCCUUUCGCUGAUCCCCGGUGCCAUUCCGUGGAAAGUGUAUUACGAUGGUCACUCGUAUCUUGGGCUGAUGCUGCUACUCAAUAGCGCCAUUAAUCCAUUCAUCUAUUCCCUGAUGGGUUCAAAUUACAGAAAGCACAUUCGACAGGCAUUGCGAUGUCUGUGCUGUUAUGGCAAGCUCUGUGCCUCUCCCCCUCCCUCUGAAAAUCCUCAAAGAUCCGGAAAGUGUGAUCGCAACGACACACAAAGCAGUAUCACUGAGCAGUCACAGUGACGGCUUUCUUCUAUAAAGAAGGGGGUAAGGUGGGAGGGGUAAGGGCACUUUAUAUUAACGUA